Syngnathus acus (greater pipefish) is the source of this 1211-nucleotide messenger RNA. RefSeq names its product phospholipid scramblase 2. The coding region runs from base 274 to 1110 and encodes 278 amino acids. The transcript is spliced from 8 exons. Gene Ontology annotation, biological process: plasma membrane phospholipid scrambling. NCBI's taxonomy places the organism in Eukaryota, Metazoa, Chordata, Actinopteri, Syngnathiformes, Syngnathidae. Gene Ontology annotation, cellular component: plasma membrane. Gene Ontology annotation, molecular function: phospholipid scramblase activity. The record is from RefSeq and is a predicted model, not a curated record.
CCCCCCCUCCAGGACUUCAAUUACACGGCCGAAUGCUGCCUUUAGGCCCCAACAAAAGGCAGAUCCGGCCGGUUGUCAGGGCAACAGAGGCGGGUGAGAAGCUCUCUAGACACACAGUCACUAAGCCAAACAUUACUACGUGAAUAUUGGCACACAGAGCGAACAAACCCAACCCGCUCUUCACAUCAUGGACACACACACUUUGGUUCAGCUCACUCUUACAUUCAAUGUCUGAACAAGGAUGGGGGCCUGACCACUGAAGGUCUCGCUACCAUGUCCACCGUGACGAAUCAACCUCUUCCCUACGGCCAACUGGAACGAGAGAAUCACAUCCGCGUGAUUUUCCGAGCCUUCCAGAAUAAAUGCAGUCCUGUGUGCGAGUGCCACCCUCACCCACACGGAUGCAAAGCUCUCCAAAUGUCAGCCGAGCAGGUCCCGGGUGCGCCGAGGAGCGAGGAUGGCGCGGGAGGCUCCUCCAACUCUUUGAGCGUGCUGGAUGAUGUCAGUCAGUUUCAUAUCACUGCCAGACCGCAACUUGAGGGACCGCAGUGUGUUCCUCAGAGGAUCUACAGCAUUGCCACGGGAGCCAGCAGGUCCCAGUUGUUUGUGGCGGUGGAAGAGAGUUCAUGCGUGUGCCUUCAGUGUUGUGGUCCAGCUCGAUCCUGCUCCUUGCAGGGCUUCGACCAGCAGGGCCACCAGGUUUUCUACUUGGACAGACCUCUCAGGAUGGAUGCCUGCUGCCUUGGCUGUUGCCUGAUGGAAAUAAGCGCCUACACGGGCCAGAAGCAGCUCAUCGGCACCGUGUGCCAAAGGUGGAGCAUGUUCACGCCUCUUUUCGAAGUCAAAGACUCCCACGGAACGUGUGCCGUCCGAAUUCAAGGCCCAUGCUGCCCAAUUCGCUGCUUGUCAAAUCAGCAAUUUCAGAUUGUCUCCAAUAUUGGUGAGGACAUCGGUACCAUAUGGAAGAAAUGGCCCGGCUUUCACCAAGAGCAUAACAUGGACCAUGAAUAUUUUGGGAUGGACGUGCCACUUGAGAUGGAUUCACAAACUAAACUGUUGCUACUGGCAGCCACAUUCUUACUGAAUUACAUGUUUUUUGAGAUGAGCUGAAGGACGAUAACUUACAGGUAAAAUGUUCAAAUUCAUUUGACUGAACUAGAUAUUAUUAUAACAAUCACUUCCAUUUUUAACAACUUUGACAUUCUUUAUUC